Messenger RNA from Carassius gibelio (silver crucian carp), 2521 nucleotides. Its product is annotated as stonustoxin subunit beta-like. The coding region runs from base 3 to 2426 and encodes 807 amino acids. The transcript has 4 exons. The record is from RefSeq and is a predicted model, not a curated record. Gene Ontology annotation, molecular function: protein binding. Lineage: Eukaryota; Metazoa; Chordata; Actinopteri; Cypriniformes; Cyprinidae.
ACAUGAAAUUUAAACCCAUUGAAAUCGCAGCCCUAGGGAGACCUCUGUUUCCUGGUAUGCUGUAUGACUGCCGUGAAGAUUCCUUCAUUCCAGGUGUUACUCUGUGGGAUAAGAAAUUACUGAGUGAAGAUUUGGACAGUCGUCCACAGCUCAUGACAGAUUUAAAGUUCAGUAGCUCGGACUCUCUCUCUGAUAAGUCUAGUCUCCUGGAUGUAAGUGCUUCCCUGAAGGCCAGCUUUUUGGGAGGGCUAGUGGAGGUGGGAGGAUCUGCCAAGUACCUGCGGAACACUAAAUCUUCAAACCAACAGUCCAGAGUAACAAUGCAUUACAGUGAAACUUCAAGAUUCGAACAGCUCACUAUGACUCAGCUGGGCCAGUUCAUCUACCCUCAGGUAUUUGAGCAGAAAACUGCAACUCAUGUAGUCACAGCUGUGCUGUAUGGAGCUCAGGCCUUCAUGGUGUUUGAUCGCUCAUUUGUAGAAGAUGAAAACAGGCAGGAGAUUGAGGGAGAACUGAAUGUCAUGGUCAAGAAGAUCCCUACAUUUUCAAUUGAGGGACAAGGAGCUGUAGAAAUGACAGAUGAGGAUAAGAAGAAGGCUGAGAAGAUCACCUGCACAUUUCAUGGUGAUGUCCAUCUUGAGCAGAACCCCACCACAUACAUAGAAGCCCUAGAGGUGUAUAAGAAGCUCCCCUCUCUACUGAGGGGGAAUCCACAGAACGCAGUGCCAAUAAAAGUCUGGCUCUAUCCUCUGUCUCUACUGGAAUCAAAAGCAGCUCAGUUGGUGAGAGAAAUCAGCAUACAACUCAUUUCCACCACUGAAGAUAUAAUAGAGCAGCUGGGAGAAGUAGAGAGGAGAUGCAAAGACCUGUCCAGAAGAACAAUGGUACUGUUUUUCAGUGACAUCAAAGAGAGGCUGAACUCAUUUCAGGGUUCAUUUAGCAAUUACAAGAUGGUACUCCAGAAAGCACUGGCCAGAAUCUUGCCUGCUAUUCGGGGAGGAGGGAUGGAGGAAACAUCACUGGCAGAUGUCCUUAAGAUCCACAACCUCUCCCCUUUUAAUGUUAGCAAGCUUAACCAGUGGUUACAUGACACCGAGUUACAACUUGACCUCUUGAGUGUUUACACUAAGACACUGAAGGGGAUCCAAAUAGAAGAUUCAGACAGUCUCAUCAGCCUCCUUGAUCCUGAUAUUGAUGUUGUGGUGUGCUUGACCUUCAGAUCUCUAAAAUACAAAGACCCAUAUCUUUCAACCCUGAAUGAGUUUCUAAAAUCUGACCCCUUUAAAGAAUUAGAUGGGGAAAACAAGUUUCCCCUGACAUCUCCUCUUCAAAAAUCAUUCAACCCUCAUGAUUUCACUUCAAAAAUGAGAGAAAACUUAUCUCACUUCAGAAGUUUUUCAGAGGCCAAUAAAGAUGAAAGGAGAAUGCGCUUCAUUAUUUCUGCAAUCUCUGAUUCCUCCAGUCCAGGCUCCUCGAUCUAUCUGUAUGAAAAAGGGAUUCUGACAGAUACACAGUUCCAGCCCGUGUCCAAGCCGCCCCCACCAGAAGUGAAGAAUGUUCUGGACCAAACUGUGUCCCUGAAACUGCAGAAGUCCCCAACUGGAGAAACAGUGAAGUAUAGAGUAGAGUACAAGCAGAUGAAAGCAGAUUCUGGAGCUGAGGAACAGUGGCUCUUCAUAGACACAGCUGAUGAAGACUUUACUCUGACUGGAUUGAUAUCUGGAAAGCAGUACCUGAUCCGCUACAGGAUAGUGGGUAAAGUAGGAGUGAGUGAAGCCAGUGAUACUGCCAGCCCUACACUCUCUCAAAUCUCUGACUGGACCAGGAACGACUUCCUACAAUAUGCCUGUUUUGUUACACUGGAUCCAAACACAGCAAACACUCAACUAAUUCUGUCUGAGAAGAACAGAAAGGCGACACAUGUGAGCGAAAGACAGCCGUAUCCUGAUCAUCCAGACAGAUUCGAUCAUGUGCCUCAGGUGUUGAGUAGAGAGAGUGUGUGUGGACGCUGUUACUGGGAGACUGAGUGGAGUGGAGAUUAUGUAUCUAUAUCAGUGUCAUUUAAGAGCAUCAGCAGGAAGGGAGCAUGGGGUGUUUCUUUGUUUGGAGGUGAUGAUCAAUCCUGGAGUUUGAUCUGCUCUCCCUCCAGAUACAUAUUUAAACAAAAUGACACACACACUGACCUCCCUGUAAAUCCCAUCAGCAGAAGGAUAGGAGUGUUUUUGGAUCACAGCGCAGGAAUUCUGUCCUUCUACAGCGUCUCCAGAAACACAAUGAGCCUCAUCCACACAUUCCAGACCACAUUCACUCAGCCGCUGUAUCCUGGGUCUUAUGUUGGCCUUGGAUCAUCAGUGAAACUGUUGAUGAAUCAGAGACUGACGAGAGAUUCUACCCAUAAUGCUUUUAGCUGCAUGAUAAAUCAGUAACAGUGAUGUUAUGGAGUGUAUUCAUUAAUACUGCAGCUAAACUUCUGUCACUGGAAUAACAGUCUGAAUAAAUGUGUCACAAAUCAUCAUAUAAA